Messenger RNA from Colletotrichum graminicola M1.001, 2229 nucleotides. Its product is annotated as ion channel protein. The coding region runs from base 1 to 2229 and encodes 742 amino acids. Gene Ontology annotation, molecular function: potassium ion leak channel activity. Lineage: Eukaryota; Fungi; Ascomycota; Sordariomycetes; Glomerellales; Glomerellaceae. Gene Ontology annotation, biological process: potassium ion transmembrane transport; stabilization of membrane potential. The transcript is spliced from 2 exons. Gene Ontology annotation, cellular component: membrane. The record is from RefSeq and is a predicted model, not a curated record.
AUGAACGACGCCGACCUGGGCGACACCAUCGAGGAGCGAAUCGGCCAGCUCGAGGAGUCCAAGGUCCGGUCAGACAAGCGCUUCGCCAACGAUGACGCCCACCUCUACCCGAGCCGCUGGUGGUUCGCCUCCUCCGCCUUCCCCAUGAUCGCCGGUACCCUCGGCCCCGUCGCCUCAGCCUUCUCCAUAUGUGCCCUCGUCCGGCCUUGGCGCCAGCACUACCCGCCCGGCACCGACAUCACCUCCGCCGCCUUCGUCAAAGACCCGAAAUGGCUCAUCAUCGUCAAUGCCAUCCAGCUCAUCAUAGCCCUUAUCUCCAAUGUCUUCCUCCUCCUCAACAUGGCCCGCCGCGUGCGCUUCUCCCUCGCCCAGCCCAUCACCAUCGCCGGCUGGUACGCCUCGGCCGUCUGCCUCAUCGCCCUCAACGCCACCGCCGCAGGGCCUCUCGUCCUCAAGUCCGCCGACGAGUACAUCCUCUCCCAGGCCUUCUACUACGGCAUGUUCGCCGCCAUCCUCUACUUCGUCACCGCCUCCCUCAUGAUCGUCACCGUCUACGGCGCCAACACCCGCCACUACUCCAAGGACUUCCAGCUCUCCCUCGCCCAGCGCACCCUCAUGCUGCAGACCAUCCUCUUCCUCCUCUACCUCCUCAUCGGUGCCCUCGUCUUCUCCACCAUCGAGGGCUGGGCCUACCUCGACGCCGUCUACUGGGCCGACGUCACUCUCUUCACCGUCGGCUUCGGCGACUUCGCCGCCGCCACCCACCUCGGCCGCGCCCUGCUCAUCCCCUACGCCCUCGUCGGCGUCAUCAGCCUCGGUCUCGUCAUCGGCUCCAUCCGAAGCCUCGUCCUCGAGCGCGGCCGCCGCCGCCUCGAUGCCCGUAUGGUCGAGAAGAAGCGCCGCCAGCUCAUCCGCAAGAUGACCCGCAAGGGCAAGGACGAGGUCCUCAAGCCCAUCCAUCAGGACUCCGGUCUUUCUUCGGCGCGCAGCGCCGAGCUGGAGCGCCGUGAGAGAGAGUUCAGCCUCAUGCGCAAGAUCCAGUACGAGGCCUCCGUCCGCCGCCGCUGGAUGGCCAUGUCCAUCUCCCUCUCCUCCGUGCUAAUCCUCUGGCUCGUCGGCGCCAAGAUCUUCCAGGAGUGCGAGCGGCCAUACCAGCACUGGUCGUACUUUGACGGCUUCUACUUCGCCUUCGUCACCCUCACCACCAUCGGCUACGGCGACCGCACCCCCAUCUCCAACGCCGGCAAGGCCUUCUUUGUCUUCUGGUCCCUGCUGGCCCUGCCCACCAUGACCGUCAUGAUCUCCAACGCCGGCGACACCGUCGUCAAGGCCGUCCGCGACACCACCCUCGAGCUGGGCAACAUCACCAUCCUGCCCGGCGAGCUCGGCUUCCGCAGGGACCUCAAGUCCUUUCUCCACCACCUCUCCUGCGGUACUCUCUUCCGCCCCUCCGAGAAGGACGAGGAGACGCAGACCGAGGACGAGGACGAGGACGAGGACAACGGGCUCCCGGCAGGCUUCUUCUCUAAUUCCCACCGUCGACGCCAGACCUCGUUCGAAACAGACGGCGAAACCGACAGGACGGAAGCGUACUCCCUCCGCAGGCCUCAGCCUCCGUCCGCGCCCGGGCUCAAACGCUCACACAGCACCCAGCAAUCGUCGCCGGACCUCGAACACCGCGAGAAACAACCCGACCAGCGCGAGCCUGCCACCCCCGGCCGCAGCCGCCGCCGCUCCUCUCCCCACAUCCGCUCCCCGACCACGCCCCUCCCAGCCUCCCGCGCGGACUACCACUUCCUCCUCAUCUCCGAGAUCGCCGUCGUCCAGCAGCACAUUAAAGAGAAGCCCGCGCGGCGGUACACCUUUGCCGAGUGGGCAUGGUACCUCAAGCUCAUCGGCGAGGACGAGUCCAACCCCGCGACGCACCGCAAGGCGCGCCCGCACAGGCACGGCAAGAAGCGGGGCAAGAAGAGCGGCGACGCAGACGACGACAGGGAAGGCAAGUGGUGUCUUGAGGACAAGUGGUCCUGGGUCGGGCCGCAGUCGCCGCUGAUGGGGAGCCAGGAGGAGAGCGAGUGGAUCCUGUCGAAGCUCAUCGCCAAGCUGCGGGACGAGCUCGACGUCGUGCGGCGCGAGGAGCUGGAGGGGAAGAGCGCGGCGGACAGGGAGCGCGACCUGGCCGACGAGGAGAAGGGGCGGGACGAGGUGCGGGAGACGGCUCGCGAGUGA